Molecule: messenger RNA, 723 nt
Organism: Rotaria socialis
Lineage: Eukaryota; Metazoa; Rotifera; Eurotatoria; Philodinida; Philodinidae
Source: the annotation of a GenBank genome assembly
AUGGAUCAUUUCGAUUACGAGAACGCAGCAUCUGUUAAACGUCUUAAUUCAUUAGAAGGAAUACAAUUUGAUGGACGAGCAUAUGCACUCUACGAUCCUAAUUUUAAAAUCAAUAAUAUACUUACCAUAAAUUUUCAAAUACAAACAUUUGCUCAUGAUGGUUUAAUUUUAUGGAUUGGUGAUUCUCAACCUGAAUCAAGUUUUACAGUUGAAAUUCAAAAUCGACAGCUUAUUGCUCGAGCUGUUGUUGAUGGUCAACCAUUUAGUGUUCGGACAGAUUUUGUAAAAAAUCGUUUAUGCGAUGGCAUUUGGCAUUGCGUUCAAGUACGUCUUGAUGGUAGUCUGUUGACAAUGAAAGUUGAUAAACGACAAUUUACAAAAACAGAACCACGUGUAAACUCAAUUGAUAUGCGCGGGCCACUUUUCAUUGCUGGCUAUUCAGACAAAUAUUCUCCUCCCUAUUUAUCAGUUCGUUCGAAAACUUUCUUCUUCGGAAAUUUACGAAGUUUAAGAAUCAACGAUCAGCAAGUGGACUGGCUUGCACCACGCAAUAGUGGUUUAGCAGCUGCAACACCAGAAUUUCAUCGAUAUAGUACAACAACAACAGCGCCGGCAACAAGUAACUUUAGACCAUUUAUGACUUCACCAGAAAAUAUUAGGCGUACAUUUAAAACAACAACAUUUAGAGCAUCAUCCGUUUCAAAGAAUAGAAAAUUUCCUUAG